Messenger RNA from Rosa chinensis, 3732 nucleotides. RefSeq lists its product as uncharacterized. Gene Ontology annotation, molecular function: catalytic activity. The coding region runs from base 1 to 3732 and encodes 1243 amino acids. The record is from RefSeq and is a predicted model, not a curated record. The transcript has a single exon. NCBI's taxonomy places the organism in Eukaryota, Viridiplantae, Streptophyta, Magnoliopsida, Rosales, Rosaceae.
AUGUGGCAAGGAAACAUUCUUGUUUGGAACUGUCGUGGCAUCACAAACAAGGAAACCCAGAGAGCUUUGAUCGACAUGGUCCAAGCAAAACGACCUCACCUCAUCUUCCUGUCAGAAACCCUAGCAUCACAAAAACUCAUUGACACUCUCACCGCACGUAUUGGUUUUGCUGGCAAUAUAUGCGUUGCAAGACAGCCUGAGUGUCAAGGGCUAGCUUUAAUGUGGAGUUCAGAUCUCAAGGUUGAUGAGCGCACAUCGUCCUUCCAUCAUAUUGACGCUGAUAUUUCUGACAAUGGAGAACCUGUCUCUUGGCGCUUUACAGGCAUAUAUGGUUUUGCAUCUAGGGGGGAUCGAAACCACACCUGGUCCUUAGUUGAAACCCUAGCAAGGGAAAAUUGCUCUCUGCCUUGGUUGAUGGCGGGGGAUUUCAACGAGGUCUGGUGUAGGGCUAACAAAUCUGGUGGUGUACCUCGUACUACUGCUGCCAUGACUCUGUUUCAGACAACAAUGGUGGCUACAGGUUUGAUGGAUAUGGGUUUUGUGGGAUGCAGGUUUACAUGGUCCAACAAGUUUACGAAGGAAAGAUUGGAUAGAGGCUUCCAAUCAACACAGUGGAGAGACCAAUACCCUUUAAUUCUAGUGAUCACACUACCUCCCUCAGACUCUGACCAUAAUCCCAUUCUUGUGGAAGUCAAAACAGAUUGUCAUCCACCUAGACGUAGUCCUCGGAAAUUUCGUUUUGAAGAAGGGUGGUUUGGCAAGGCUCCAUGUCAUGAGAUUAUUCAAAGAAACUGGGCAAGACCUCUUACUGGAAACGCUUUGCAACAACUUGGCACAAAGAUUCAUAAUGCAGGCCAACAACUCAUGCAGUGGCACCAAUUAGAUAUGCAAAAACAAAGAGUUGAACUUAAAGAAGUCCAAGAGAAAUUGUUUGAUAUCAUGAAACGGCCUUUCUCAUCUGAGCAGUAUGAAGAACAACGUUUGCUUCAUGCAAAACAAAGCCACUUGCUUGCUCUUCAAGAAAAGUAUUGGAGGCAGCGUUCUAGGGCGCUAUGGCUCAAAGAUGGGGAUAGGAAUUCUGCAUACUUCCAUAGAAAGGCUUCAAACAGGAAGAAUAAAAAUACAAUCAAAGGUCUAUUGAAUGCAGCAGGUGAAUGGCAAUCAGAACCAGCUACACUUCAACACAUGAUCUUUAAGUAUUAUGCACAAGUGUUUUGCUCGGAGGAUGUCAAUGAUGAAGCUAUAUCAACAAUCUUUCGAGCUACACCAAUGAAAGUUACUUCAUCUAUGAAUGACGACCUUAAUCUGCCAUACUCCGAUGAAGAGAUCAAAGCCGCUCUAUUUCAAAUGCAUCCCUCGAAGAGCCCGGGACCCGAUGGUAUGUCCCCUUUCUUUUAUCAAAAAUAUUGGCAUAUUGUAGGCCUUGAUGUUUGUCUAGCUAUCCGGAAUUUUUUGGAAAAAGGAGAACUCUGGGCGGAAUCGAAUUUUACCUACAUUUGUUUGAUCCCAAAGAUUAAAAAUCCAACUGAGGCUGCCCAUUUUAGACCUAUUGCCCUCUGUAAUGUCAUCUACAGGAUUUGUUCUAAGGUGGUGGCUAAUAGGCUCAAAAGAUGGCUGCCUGAAAUCAUCUCUCCACUGCAGAGUGCUUAUGUUCCAGGCCGCCUAAUAUCAGACAACACUUUAGUUGCUUCUGAGGUGGCACACUUCAUGCAUAAACUUAAGUCCCAGGAGGAGGCCUUCUUCUCUCUAAAGCUUGAUAUAAGCAAGGCGUAUGAUCUCCUUGAAUGGCCUUUUUUGCAAGCUAUUCUUACGAAAUUGGGAUUUGCUUCCCGUUGGAUCAAUAUGAUAAUGAAAUGUGUGACUUCAGUCAGUUAUGCAAUCUUGGUAAAUGGUGAAGCCACUGCCACGAUCAGUCCUACAAGGGGGAUUAGACAAGGUGAUCCACUCUCACCUUAUCUCUUUAUCUUAUGUGCUGAAGGCCUGUCUGCUUUAAUCUCUCAAGCAGUUCAGUAUGGUACCAUCAAGGGUUUGAAAAUGUGUCCACAAGCGCCAGUGCUCCACCAUCUUUUCUUUGCGGAUGACAGCCUCCUUUUUGGUGCAGCUACUAUGAGUGAGUGCACUACUGUCAAAUUUAUUCUCAGUACUUACGAAAAAGCAUCUGGCCAAAAGGUAAAUUUUACUAAAAGCAGUGUGGUUUUCAGUAAUAACCUCCAGCCGCAGUUGAAGGAAGACCUAGCUGCAGUGUUGAAUGUCAAGUGUGUUGAUGAGCACGACCGUUAUCUUGGGCUGCCUCUGAGGGUAGGUAAAUCAAAAACGGCAAGGUUUCAAUACUUGAAGGAAAAUGUCUCCAGAAAGCUGGUUAAUUGGAAGUCCAAAAUCCUUAGUAGUGCUGGCAAAGAGCUUCUUAUCAAAGCGGUUGCCCAAGUUAUGCCCACCUAUGCCAUGAACUGUUAUCUUCUACCUAAGAGCUUAUGUGAUGACAUACAUAAGCUUUGUGCUUCUUUUUUCUGGGGUGACAUGGAGGGGAAGAAGAAGAUACAUUGGAGAAGUUGGGAGAAACUUUGUUUAACGAAGAUUGAAGGUGGUUUGGGCUUUAAGAACAUAUUUGCAUAUAAUUUGGCUAUGUUAGCUAAGCAAGGCUGGAGACUUAUUACCAAACCUAGCUCUCUGAUAGCUCAAGUUUUUAAAGCUAGGUACUUUCCACACUGCUCUUUUUGGGACGCAAGUUUGGGUGAUGCACCAUCCUAUUCCUGGAGAAGCAUACUUGAGAGUCGAUCUCUUCUCAAAGCUGGCACCUCAUGGAGAAUAGGGGAUGGCACUCAAAUCAAUAUCUGGAAUGAUCAAUGGGUACCAAACUGUCCCCGAUAUUUGAUUCAGAAACCAACUGGCACUGUUUUUGAAACAGUAGCUGACUUGAUUGACCCUCAGUCUCGAACGUGGAUUCAAGCUUCAGUUCAGAGGCUAUUUCCACCAACUGUGGCUGAAAAAAUUUUAUGCAUUCCAUUAAGACACCAAGCUGUGCAGGACAGAUUGUGUUGGAUCCCAGAAAAACGUGGCCUUUUCACAGUAAAGAGUGCAUAUUGGAUAGCUAGGCAACAUGUGAUUGGUAAUGUUCUAGCCUCUUCCUCAACUGGUGACCCUUUUCAAAUGCUUUGGAAGUGUUUAUGGAAGGCUAAAAUUCCUGGUAAGGUCCAAAUCUGUGUUUGGCGGGCAGUUAACAACCUUCUACCUACAAGAGAACAACUCCUCAAGAAAGGAUAUGAUGGAGAGCUAGGCUGUAUUGUGUGUAACCACAAAGUGGAAAGCAUAGCUCAUCUUUUUUGCAAAUGUCCUACUGCUCUACAGAUACUUUCAGGUUCACCUUUUUCUCUGAAACAAUCUCUUCUCCCCAAUUUAGACUUUAAAGAAGGGAUGUUGGAGCAAGCUCUUAAUCUAAAGUCUGAGAUUUUUGAGAAACUUCUAAUGAUCAUUUGGGGUCUAUGGAAGAAUAGAAACCAUAAGUUGUGGGAGGGCAGAGUGCAGUCUUCACAUGAUAUCAUGCUUGGGUGCUUGGCAUGGUUGGAAGAAUUCCAACACGCUCGACAAGUUCCUACUUCACGGGUACACAAUAUUGUAAACAAAUGGCAGCCUGCAGAAAUCCCCAAGCUUAAUGUGGAUGGUGCUUUUCUACCUCAUGCCUCACAUGGUGGAGUUGGUGGUGUACUAAGGAGCUCGAAUGGAGGCUUUCAAUAA